Glycine soja is the source of this 429-nucleotide messenger RNA. RefSeq lists its product as uncharacterized. The transcript has 2 exons. The record is from RefSeq and is a predicted model, not a curated record. Bases 1 to 429 code for a protein of 142 amino acids. Lineage: Eukaryota; Viridiplantae; Streptophyta; Magnoliopsida; Fabales; Fabaceae.
AUGCAUAGGUCUGCAAGCUGGAACAGGUUUUCUGAUGAUUACUUCAAGCAUGCCACGACGAGUUCUCCAUCUUCAGGACAUAGAUCAUCUUAUUCUAUGUUUGAUGGCAACAAUUUGCCUACAUAUGACCCCAUUGCAGAGUUGGCUAAGAGGGAGAGGGCACGUGUGAAGUUCGCUGAGAAUGCAGUGCAUGUUAUCCCUUUAGUGCUAAUUAUUUGUGCCAUCAUUCUUUGGCUCUUUUCAAAUCCAGAUGUGGGAAUCAUAGGAGAUCCAAUAGGAGCAAGAAUCGAAGGAUUAAGUCUUGAAGGAGAAAUUGAAAAUGAUAGUGACGGUACUCAAAUGGGUUUCUUACCUAUUGUGACCUCAGAAGAAAUAUCAACGACAGAAAUUGGUGCUGAUAAAGAUUCGAUAAUUCCAAAGAAUUUUUAG